AAGAGAGGCGGAGAAGGAGGAGGCCACACGCUGCCCCACUCGCCACUACGAGAGGAAAGAUUGAGAGAGGAGGGGUGAGAGAAGGAAAAAGGGGAGUAUCCCGUCUUCUCUGCCCUUCUGAGCCACUGCAGCCCCCCUCCCCCUCGCCCUCUCUCUUUGAUUCUCUUUCUCUCUCUUUCCCCUUACUCAUCUGUUUCUGUGGCUGUGCUGAGAGGAAGGGCACCUGCCGCUCCCUGAUGAUUCAGCCUUUCAGCUACUUGGAGCUCCACAGACAAGACAGCAUGUCCCUCCUGCCACUGCAGUGCCUGGCCGUCCUGUCCUCUGUCUGCACUACAGCUACUGCAGCUGGCCCAGCACGUCGACACCGCCUCUUCUGCCCAAGCGCUCAGGUGAGUGAGUACUACUCUUCCACCACUGCUCUCUAGUAAACCCCGCAGAACAUUUAAGGAAUCCAAUUCUCUGGCAAUCUUUUUGUUUUGUAUUUUUUCCUGCAGCCAGUUUGACGAUUCUAUGUAUAGACUGAUUGGCUUUUUCUGUGAGAAAGCAUGACUAAGGAACUCGUCUGCAUACGUCCCAGGCUGUUAACAAGGUGCGACUCACUCUGAAGAGCAUUUGUACUUUCCUGUGAAAUCCCAGCUCUGACUCUGCCUCAUAAUGGAAAACAUACUCGAGGAGACUGGUGGCAGACAGCCACUGUGCGAUGCUCUGAGUUAAUAGUUGAGGUGUUCAGAGAGCCUUCAUCCAGCAGUUGGAAAGGAUGACUGAGGGAAUGGACGACAUCUCUGCAGGACCAGCUCCCCCCCCUCGAUCGGCCUCCCCCACCAGCUCUACUGUUGAUACCGGACAAGUCCCUGAGGAGAAACCAGAGGAGACAGUGGCAGCUGGCGAGAGUGGGGAGGAGGGCGCAGAGGAAGGUGGUGGUGGUGGUGGUGGUGGUGAUGGUGAUGGGGAGCAUUUGGGGGCUUUGGGAAUUGUGGCCUUGCCAGGGACCUGCUGUGUGUGCAUAGAGAUGGAACAGAUUAACCAUUGCCUGCACUCUGAGAAAAUCUGCAUUCUUCCCAUCCUGGCCUGUCUGCUUAGUUUAGCCCUCUGCACAGCUGGCCUCAAAUGGGUGUUUGUGGAUAAGAUCUUUGAGUACGAACCACCCACACACCUAGAUCCUAAACGCAUCGGACAGGACCCAAUUAUCAUAUCAGUUUCCCCCACGCUGGGACUGACUGUGUCAAUUCCUCAUUCAUCCCCGCCGAUUGUCUCCUGGACCACCGCCAUUACCCCAGGACGUCCUGACGUGUUCGUAGAGGAGAAGUCGACACGAAGGCCGUACAUGCCUCAGUCUCCACGAGUGACUCAGUCUGAUCCCUCUGUUACACUGAAAUACAACGCUCAACGUCCCACCGUCCCAAAGCAGACUCCCCACCCUCAGACAACACAGGAAUCAAACGACAUCAUCAUCCCAACAAUCUCUGCCACCAGCACCACCACAACAGCCAAGACCUCCAGUCACGUGACUCGCUGCAGCGACAACCAGAGGAACUACUGCGUCAAUGGGGGGGAGUGCUUCACCCUCGAAAUCAUGCCGGGCAGCACGAAGUUUCUUUGCAGGUGUCCCAGUGAAUUUACUGGUGAUCGCUGCCAAAACUAUGUAAUGGCCAGCUUUUACAAACGUCUUGGGAUUGAAUUUAUGGCCGAGGAGCUGUAUCAGAAACGUAUUUUAACAAUAACAGGAAUCUGCAUUGCACUCCUAGUCGUGGGAAUCAUGUGUGUGGUUGCCUACUGCAAAACAAAGAAGCAGAGGAAGAAGCUCCAUGACCGUUUGAGGCAGAACCUGAGGAAAAAGAGGAAAAAUACCAAUCCUGGUAUCGGCCCCAAUCUGCCAAGCUCAGCCAGAGGACGUCGGAUUUCUAACUUGCCUCUUCAAGAUUUGCAGCUCAUCAAUAACUGUAAUGGGACGACUGUACAGCAUGCAUCCGAGACGGAGACAGAAACAAAUUUCUCAACAAGCCAAAGUGCUUUAACCGCGCAUGAACCCACCACAUUCACCCACAUCUCUAGCCAAAGGUAUGCAUCUGCCAGGACGACCCCGACUGAGCUGUCUCCGGUGUCCCGAACCUCUCCUGCAACUCCAGGGUCUCCUCCAUCAGAGAUGUCCGCCCCCCUGUCCAGCCUGGCCAUCUCUGUCCCGUCGGUGGGCCUGAGCCCCUCCGGCGAGGAGGAGCGCCCCCUGCUGUUGUCAAACUCACAUCAACCACGCAAGUCUUCAAACCGAGAUGAACAGAAGAGGAUCUCGGCCCACUACAACCACGGCCACGUGGCACACAGCUUACCGCCUAGCCCGCUGUUUCCUAACGGGAAUGGUUACUACCAAAGCAUCGGUGACCAUGACACCACAGCUGGCAGCCAGAUGUUCACAGCAUCACCUGAGAAGCUUCUUACCAACAACAACAUCAACAGCUGCAGCACCAAGCCAGUCCCCAACGGCCACGUGGUGCAUAGCGCGGAGUCCGGUGGUGACAGCAUGGUGAGCGAAACAGACGCGCCUCAAGAGGAACACACAUCCUUCUGUACUACAGAUAGCACUGCAAGCCUGCUGCUCGGGGCUCUGGACAGCAGCAGGACUAACCCAGCAUCUCUAAACGAUCACCUUCAAGACACGUCACGCAGCAUCCCCACCACCAAACUAAAUCCAGUUGCUGUGUAAAGUAGGAAAAAAAGGAAUUGCUGAGAAUCCUUUAUGUUGAGGAGGGGGGAAAAAAAGGAAUAGUCACUAUUAAACUUUUAUUUUCUAUAAAUUAUUUGCCGUAAAGACUUUAAAGAUAAAUGAAAAAUUCAACUUUUAUUUUAGUGAUGUAGCAAAUAAAGAGUUUUAUAAAAAAGGAAAAAAAUUCCAAAUGUCUUGUAGGUAAAGUGCCAUACACUAGUAUGUAGCAACGGUUCACGGUAUAUUUCAGUGCAGAAAAAAUAUCAACGGUGCCUUUCUGUUUAGUAUGCUUAAGGGAUCUAAAACAUUGCAUACUGGGCCAUAUAUUCAUCUUAAUCUUCCAGUUAACAAUCCAAACUAACAUGCUGGCUGCUUUUAACGUGCUGGAGCUGGAAGUGCCCACUGACACGACAGUUUGAUAUGAGAUUUCUACGAGGUGCAUGCUACAUCCUUGAAUGCUGUGGUGGAACAAUGAGCAGUUUGUUUGGUUUCCAUUCCAGCCAUUUGACCUGAUACUGCACUUCAACACCUGGACUCAUGUGUAUGACUAAACGAUCGAUCAGCUUAUUACCUGCAUUUGAUGAGAAAUGGAAAAGAUGUUAGAAAUCAUAAUGGCUUUCUUCAUCGCCGUCUAAUUCAGAAUCCUGCUGGUGAACAAAUAGUGUAACUGUUAGAUAAAGUCCGGAUCUGUAGCGUUACUAAUACUCAGUUAUAUGCCUAACAUAACCCCCAUACAGUUUUCUUUUUAAUAAAUUCAAUAUUGGGAUUUGAUUUACAUAUUUCAAGUUUACUAGUUCUAUGUUAAAGGUGUUGUGUUGCACAUAUAUAACUCACAAAGGACAAUGACCGACGCUCAGUCCUUAAUGUCAUAGGCUGUCCUAUCAAAUAAAGGCCUAAAAUGGCCAAAAAUAAUCAUUCAACAAAGAACCCCCAAAAAACGGUCAUUGAAACAUCAGAGGCCUAAAUAUUCUAACUCCCGAGAAUGAGUCAAGCUCAAUGUUGGAUUCUGCAUCUCCAAACUACUUAAAGUAUCUUUUUUUUUAAAGUAAAGUUUCAUUUCUUUCAUCUUCAUAGACAACGGACUCAGAUAAAGUGGUGCCAUCAAAGAAAACUACUGGCAUUAAUAACGGCAAUGCUUUAUGUCUUUAAGAGACCGCUCAUACUUGACAUUACUACAGAAGAAGAUGAGGGCAAAUGUGAAAAAUGUGUUCUAAAUAGAAAGUCACAAUUCUGACAUAAUUCUCAGGAUUGUGAAUUAAAAGUUCAAAGUUAGAAUUCUGUCGUUUAACCUCAGAACUCAAAUCCAUUUUCCUAAUUCUCUUCCAUAGAUUACUGAUCACAUUUUUAUAUCUACAAAGUAUGUCCUGAACAUAUGGCUCAUUUUGUCCUUCUUAACCCUAAUGUUGUCCUCGGGUCACAUUUGACACAUUUUCAGUUUUUACAUCACAAAAGAAAUUGGGCAUUCGAAAUAAGCUGAAAAUGUCAACAUUAGAAAUAUCAAAUAACUUUUGAAAAAACAUCACAAAAAGCAUCCACAACAUUGAAAAAGUGACAAAAAUGUCAGAAAAACAACUUUUUCAUGGUUGACGGGAAGACAACACAAGGGUUAAAGACUUCCAUGUGGUUCUGAACAAUGCAUUUUGGGGAUUUAGGAAAUUGCUAAAUAUAUCUCCAUGAUGGCUACCUGCUUUAAUUUGUUCAGUCAUAUUCCUGGUAUGAUAGACAUUUAUUUUCUAAAUUCAACUUGUUACAAAUUCUUAAAGAAUAACAUGCAGUAUGCAUUUCUUUUUUCAACUAACCCAGCUUGUGUUCACGUGCAGUCUCAUUGUAUGUGAGAUUCAAACAAAUGUCUGCUAAUAUGAACAUAGUUUAUGAAAUCUGCCAAAGACGGUCACCUGUUAAAACUUACAUACAAACACAUUUUUGGUCUCUGUAAUCAACCAUGGUUUUUUAAAACAUAUGUAGAAUCAGCACAUGAGGAAGUCUGAUGACAAAGACGUGCUGCUCCAUGAUUUGGGAUUUAAUGGUGGCAAUUCUUUUGUAUUUUAUGGUAAAAUUAUUAUUAUUUAUUUUUUGGGUGAUUCUUGUUCAUUCCAAGCAUUCGUUAUUAAUUUAUUUAUAUUUAAAUAAAAACAUGAUUUUACAGAUGUUAAAUAUAUAUAGCCAUUAGUCAUAUGGUUAUUAGUACAAAAUAGAAAAUAAGUACUUAAUAUUUUGUCACUUGUAUGCUUAACAUAAGUCACAAUGCAUUGCUUUUAGGUCUAGGAGUGUUUUCAAAUGAUGUAAAUACACCAUGGAAACCUUCAGCGCUGUUGUUUCUUAUUAAAUAUUAAAUCCGUUCUAUGUU
Messenger RNA from Etheostoma spectabile (orangethroat darter), 5045 nucleotides. It is a transcript of the gene nrg1, whose product is annotated as neuregulin 1. Gene Ontology annotation, molecular function: chemorepellent activity; protein tyrosine kinase activator activity. Gene Ontology annotation, biological process: intracellular signal transduction; cell differentiation; nervous system development. Bases 758 to 2698 code for a protein of 646 amino acids. The record is from RefSeq and is a predicted model, not a curated record. The transcript is spliced from 8 exons. Lineage: Eukaryota; Metazoa; Chordata; Actinopteri; Perciformes; Percidae.